AUGUCUUUGCAGAGCGACCACUCGAUCCACGAGGACAAGGCGCCUCGGAUAUCCUCCAGUGUCCCACAUGAGCCCUCGGAAACAGCAGCUACGGCAGACAAGAACGUAGAUGGCGCAUGGCAGUUCCUGGACCAGCACCGCGAUGCCGAGGGCGCCGGCAUCGAUCUCAAGGCGCUCAGACGCAAGAUCGACUGGCACGUUGUUCCUCUCAUGUUCUGCUGCUACACAAUGCAGUUCCUCGACAAAGUCAUCCUCAACUAUGCCGCCGUCAUGGGCCUGACUACGGACCUGAAACUCGUCGGCAACCAGUUCAGCAACAUUGCCACCUUUCUCUUCGUCGGCCUUUUGUGCUUCGAGAUCCCCAACAUCUGGUUCUUGCAGAUGGUCCCAGCAGCCAAGUGGCUGGGCCUCAACGUGACUCUGUGGGGUGUCGCAACGGCAUGCGGUGCUGCCGCCACGGGCUACAAAUCCCUCCUUGUCUCGCGCAUCUUCCUGGGCGUCUUUGAAGCCACCGUCGGCCCGUCGCUGAUGCUGAUCAGCAGCCAAUGGUACACAAAAUCCGAGGCCGCGCCCCGAUUCUCCUUCUGGUACCUGGGUCUCGGGCUGGGCCAGAUUUUUGGCGGUGCCAUAUCGCACGGCUUCCAACACGUCCCCGUGGGGCAAGGCCUCGCCGGCUGGAGGAUCAUGUUCAUCACACUCGGCGUCGUCACCGUGGUGAUCGGACUGAGCACGCUGGCCUUUAUGCCUGACACGCCCAUGAAGGCCAAGUGGCUGAGCAAUGCCGAAAAGGUCGCGCUGCUCAAGCACGUGAGCAUCAACCAGACGGGCAUCGAGAGCCGCAAGUUCCGCCCCAAGCAGAUAGUGGAGGCCCUUCUGGAUCCGCAGAUGUGGCUGUUGACCGUGUCCGUUGUUCUGCUCUCCGUGUCGAGUGGUGUCGUGACAACCUACUCGGCCACACUCAUCCGCAACCUUGGCUACGUCCCAAAGCAAGCCGCCCUCAUGAACAUGCCCUCGGGUGUCGUGAGCAUCUUCUUCACACUCCUCGUCGGCUUCGGCAUUCGCAGGGGCGGUCACCGCUGGGCGUGGAUCAUCGUUUGCAUCAUCCCUGCCAUCCUGGGCGGCGCUCUCAUGUCCUUCUUGCCGCCUACAAACCGCUCUGGCGUUCUCGCUGGUGUGUAUCUGGUCAACGCUGUUGUGGCGCCUUUGACCGUCUUCUACAGUUGGACGGCAGCCAACUUUGGCGGUGCCACGAAGCGCGCCUUUGCAACCGCCAUUGUCAGCGGUUCCUUUUCGCUGGGCAACAUCAUCGGGCCUCAGACCUUCCAGGCCCGCGACGCCCCCGAAUAUCGGCCCGCCAAGCUCGCCGUCAUGGGCACGCAGGCCGGCUGUGCGCUCACCACGUGUCUUCUUUUCGCGUACUACGUCUGGAGCAACAAGCGCAGGGAGGGCGAGCAUGUCGCCGAGGAAGGGGAGUUUAUGGACCGCGAGGUCUGGGUUACGCUGACGGACCGCGAGAACAAGGCCUUCCGGUACACGUACUGA
Molecule: messenger RNA, 1542 nt
Organism: Emericellopsis cladophorae
Lineage: Eukaryota; Fungi; Ascomycota; Sordariomycetes; Hypocreales; Bionectriaceae
Exons: 4
Coding region: 1-1542 (513 amino acids)
Biological process (GO): transmembrane transport
Cellular component (GO): membrane
Molecular function (GO): transmembrane transporter activity
Source: RefSeq, a predicted model, not a curated record